AUGGUGCGUCUGGUCGACAGUUCCUUCGUUCUCAACAUAUCGAGCUCAGACCUGACCAGGGACGUCGACCAGGCGAUCCGGAUUCCAGUGGGUCAGAGGAGGAGACCGAUAGAGGAAUCUCCCUUGCAGAUGGUCAGCAAACACGUCAUGGACAAGGUCAGUAGUGUAUUUGUCCAAAUGUCACGAUUCAGAACAAUUUUGUCUUAUUCCGGGCUCCACAGGAUUAUUCAGAUACUUUUAAUAGUAAACAAAACACUCUCGGGCCGCAGCCCUAACCCAUCACAAUUGCAGCCAUUAACUACACAUUAAUAUUUACGAGACAGGAGAUCAGCUUAAAAAAAAACAACAACAAACAAAACAAAAAACAAACAACAACAACUGCACACACCCUGUUGUAGUUGCGGUGGAUCCCUUGCGUCACGAGUGCCGUGACCCAGUGCUGCACUGACCAAGACGUAACACACACAUUGACCAUAUCAGUUCCACGUCAACAUGCUGCAGUCUAGGCUUCAAGUGUGUCAAGUGAUCACUAGAACUGUAGACCAGAGACACCAGCCUUACGGUGGCGCGUGGCCGCUCCCCGGAAAUGACCCCCCCCCCACACACACACAGAAAGGAGUGAAAUAAAACAAUAGAAUCUGCAAACAAGUUUAAAGGAAUGUUUUUAUAACAGUGAAUAAAGAUGUAAGGACACCACAAUGCAUAACUUUAUCGAGCCUAUGUUAUGGUGUCGGGUGCCACUGAAAUCCUGCCAACUACAAAUGGUCACAGUUACAAAUAUAGCCAGGAUCAGUAUAUAACAAGCCCCUUCUGAGGCGGGGGUGUGGUGGGGACAGAACAGGUCGAGUAGAGGGAGUGCCCAAGCGGCCCCCGAGAGUGCCCAAGCGGCCCGUGACCAAAAUUUUCAAUACGCAAACUUAAGGCAAGGCGGGAUUUUUUUCAGGUUGUUCGGCGCCCCAGUUCACCCGAGCUACUGACGAGUUACCGAGGGCGUGGUCUAGAUAUUACAUACACUGGACCGAAAUACUAAUUCUCCUAAUAGACAGACACACUAUGUUCCAUGCUAUAACAGGUCUAAAAAUGUGAACUGAGACGUAAUUUCACUGGUUUUCCUUGUCUCGUGCUGGUCCCAAUCUCGGCACAGAUUCUUUCCCGCGGGUACUUCAUGACGUUUUCGAUCUCAGCUAAAGUGCACAACGUUAUGUCACAUUUAAACCCUCACACUAUCUCCCUGGCGUUAUCCCAGGGUCGCGGGUUCACCCAUCAGGACUGCACGGUAAAGCAGACGCAGAGUCAUGGAAAGAAACAUAACGCAUAUACUAUAGGGUACCCUUUAACAAAGCCUUAAGUUCCCCCCCCCCCAAAAAAAAAAAAAAAGAACGGGUGUCUGAAAUAGAGGGUGGGGUGAGUCGAGACACGUCCCUGUGUUUCGUUAUCCCCUAGACGUAAGAAACAUAACGCAUAUACUAUAGGGAACCCUUUAACAAAGCCUUAAGUCCCCCCCCCCCCAAAAAAAAAAAAAAGAACGGGUGUCUGAAAUAGAGGGUGGGGUGAGUCGAGACACGUCCCUGUGUUUCGUUAUCCCCUAGACGUCACCUGUUAGAGAGGCAUAUACUUAAGAACCGUUGAGAGUCUGUUAAUGACUCAGUCGUACGAGUUUCAGGGAAAAAAAAGACAAACACAUAUCUACGGGUCUUAACAUCUUUCCCACUAGCCAAUAAACACGGCAACCCAUUGGUUUACGAUCUUGACCCAGACGUAUAAUCCCACUCAUCAUUUAGAGACAGGGAAAACCCAAGUCUCUUGGACUUGUGUCUCCGGGGCUGCUGUCGCGGCUUUAACGAGUACACAGUUCACAAGGUGAACGCGUCUAAACGAGUGAUGUAGAUAUGAGAGGGCAUCGAUUACUUUUGAAAUGCGGCUUUUUUGAAAAAGUUCAACCUUAACUGCCGUGCAGACUGUUAAUGAACGGGUCGGUGGGUUAAUGAGUUGAUACAUUCACCACCUCAGCAUUGGGCUCACAGCAGCAUGAUAUCAUUGAAUCGUCCACAACACAGCAACCGGGAAGCACAAGUCGUGACAUGCCCCACUUUCCGCAGAAAAAUUUCGUCAUUUCAUAUAAAAAUUCAAAGCUGGUGACGUCAUCUUAUCCCCCCCCCACCACCACCCCCGGACACUGACCCAACUGUACCGAGCCACAGCUCAAGUUAGUGAGACUGUUGAUGUAAUUAAAGCAACAGCUCAAGCUAGUGAGACUGUUAUGUAAUUAAAGCCACAGCUCAAGUUAGUGAGACUGUUAUGUAAUUAAAGCAACAGCUCAAGCUAGUGAGACUGUUAUGUAAUUAAAGCAACAGCUCAAGUUAGUGAGACUGUUAUGUAAUUAAACCCACAGCUCAAGUUACUGAGACUGUUAUGUAAUUAAAGCCACAGCUCAAGUUAGUGAGACUGUUAUGUAAUUAAAGCAACAGCUCAAGCUAGUGAGACUGUUAUGUAAUUAAAGCAACAGCUCAAGCUAGUGAGACUGUUAUGUAAUUAAAGCAACAGCUCAAGCUAGUGAGACUGUUAUGUAAUUAAAGCAACAGCUCAAGCUAGUGAGACUGUUAUGUAAUUAAAGCCACAGGUCAAGUUACUGAGACUGUUAUGUAAUUAAAGCCACAGCUCAAGUUAGUGAGACUGUUAUGUAAUUAAACUAAGGGGAUUUAUGGGGAUAUUUUCAUAGAGAAAACUAUCAGGCAUCCGUUGAUACAGCCAAACGUGUUAAGCAACAGUUGAUUGUCGAACUCGAUAGGUCAGUGGUUCUCAACCUUCCUAAUACCGCGACCCUUUAAUAUAGUUUCUCAUGUCGUGGCGACCCCCAGCCACACAAUUAUUUUCGUUGCUACUUCAUAGCUGUAAUGAUAUGUGUUUUCAGAUAGUCUUAGGCAACCACUGGGAAAUGGUCGUGCAACCCACCCCCCAAGGGGUCGCGACCCACGGGUUGAGAACCGCUGCGAUAGGUAGAUCUUAAUUUUGUGGGACCAAUGAAGACGGCACUAAAAUGUGCAUCGUGUGACACGAGUUAAAGAGGCACAUGAGUCAUCAGUUUUGUCAUGGUCUAACAGUAGCGUUGGUGUCAGCAAUCAAUGUGACAGAGGGUUGAACAAAUUGUAUUUGUGUCAACAACACAAGCUUAGCAAAGGGUGUAAUAUACGCCAGCAGAGUAUCGCAGCUUUACUUGAAACUGCAGAAUGUUAAAAUUUUGCUUGUCUCAGACAUUUACCAUCACUACACAGCUAUACAAAUGUUAUACUCUCAAACAAAUCCACGACCAUCACUGAAACACAAAGAUUGUCCUCACUUGACACAUGCUCUAAAAUAUAUCUCCACAGACCACUAUCAUAUUCGUCAUGGUGCUCAUCCCGUGUUUCUCGGUGUUCGGGUCCAUCGGGAACGUCCUGAGCCUGAGGGUGCUGGUCCACCACCGAAUGAGGAACGCCACCAACAUGGUCCUGGCGGCACUGGCCGUCUCCGACCUGCUCUUCCUGCUGCACGCCUUCUACUUCUCAUUCCUCAAACUCUACAACCAGAGGAACCCGGCAGCCGGCGAAUACUUGAGGUAACCAGUAGGCUAAGGUUGCCCGAUCAAUCUAUUUUCUAUAUUCUCCAGGCCCCAAGAAUUGUUUGAUAAAGUCUUACGCCCCCACCACCCAUUUUUAAAUAUUUUUUUUAUUUUAAAAGUAACAAGGCAUUAGAAAUAGAAAGUGACAACUAUUUUUUUUUUUUAAAGUUAACUAUAAAUCAAACUUGCGACUUAUUUCAUAUAUNUCCACGACCAUCACUGAAACACAAAGAUUGUCCUCACUUGACACAUGCUCUAAAAUAUAUCUCCACAGACCACUAUCAUAUUCGUCAUGGUGCUCAUCCCGUGUUUCUCGGUGUUCGGGUCCAUCGGGAACGUCCUGAGCCUGAGGGUGCUGGUCCACCACCGAAUGAGGAACGCCACCAACAUGGUCCUGGCGGCACUGGCCGUCUCCGACCUGCUCUUCCUGCUGCACGCCUUCUACUUCUCAUUCCUCAAACUCUACAACCAGAGGAACCCGGCAGCCGGCGAAUACUUGAGGUAACCAGUAGGCUAAGGUUGCCCGAUCAAUCUAUUUUCUAUAUUCUCCAUGCCCCAAGAAUUGUUUGAUAAAGUCUUACGCCCCCACCACCCAUUUUUAAAUAUUUUUUUUUAUUUUAAAAGUAACAAGGCAUUAGAAAUAGAAAGUGACAACUAUUUUUUUUUUUUAAAGUUAACUAUAAAUCGAACUUGCGACUUAUUUCAUAUAUUAAAAUGUGAAAUGAAGCGAUUAAAAAAAUACCUACACAUGUUUAUCAUACCAGUACAACAAAAGGCAAUAGCUCUUCCGUUGUUAAAAAUCACUUUUUUUUUCUCUCGCAUCCCCGAAAUGCUGCUUUGAACCUCCUGGGGAGGGUGGGGGUGGGGGGUGCUCUGGUGGUGCCAGCUGCCCAGGUUGGGGAAAGUAGAUUUGACAGCAACACAGCCAAGUUUUGGCGGAUUGGUGUAAAUAAAUGGCGGCUGCCGAAUACAAAUCUCUAUUUUGAUACAGGAAAGUUCCCAGUCUCUUCAGAAAUGAGCCUUUGAGAUCUAUGUAUAAUCCAUUUUCAUCCGUGUAAAUUCUCAACAAAUAAACUCGUGAUGAGAACAUAAUAAACCACAGUGGGUGGAGAAGCUCAUUAAUAAAAACCACCCCGGGGGGGGGGGGGGGGGGAGGAGAGGAGGAAAUUCAGAGCUUUCAAACUGUCUUCAACUGUGGUGAUAAAUAACGACAACGAAACUCGGACGGUCUCACUAAAUGGCAUUGGCUUUGUUAGAGCAGGGCUGGCCUGCAGACAUAGUCGUCUUGCCGUAAACCAAGCCAUGGAGGUAUGGCAACGUGAAUCUCAAGCUAUAUUUAGACGGUUCAGUAUUUCAACGGGUGAGGGUCUAAACAUGGAGACCUCAACGGAAGACGAACUGCGGAAAUACUUGAAUGGCUUCAAGCUCACACAAUUGGAGGUGUCCUUCAACGAGGGACGAGUUGGGUUGAUAAAUGCUCUAUAAUCUAGAGGAAGUAGAGUCUCCACACUUAAGGCCAGAAGGACUACGGUCAGAGCGUAGCUUCGGGCUACAGAGGGCUUCUCAUUUUCUAUGGUAGAGGCACUUUAAAAGACGCCCCCCACCCCCAAUUUUUUUUUUAAUUUUAAAAUUGACUAUUUAGUUGGCGUAUUUACUACCUUCAAAUAGUCACACAAAUAGAUCAGAUUGCUAUAGCGUAUAAAAAAGAAAACAAAAUUAUAAGUUAGAAUGAUAUUUUUAAAAAGUCUCAUCAUCAGUACUUUAAAAGGCCUUCAAUCUGGUGUUAGGUCGUAUUGCUCAUAAGUCAGGGAUACUUUAAAAGGCCUUCAAUCUAGUGUUAGGUCGUAUUGCUCAUAAGUCAGGGAUACUUUAAAAGGCCUUCAAUCUAGUGUUAGGUCGUAUUGCUCAUAAGUCAGGGAUACUUUAAAAGGCCUUCAAUCUAGUGUUAGGUCGUAUUGCUCAUAAGUCAGGGAUACUUUAAAAGGCCUUCAAUCUAGUGUUAGGUCGUAUUGCUCAUAAGUCAGGGAUACUUUAAAAGGCCUUCAAUCUAGUGUUAGGUCGUAUUGCUCAUAAGUCAGGGAUACUUUAAAAGGCCUUCAAUCUAGUGUUAGGUCGUAUUGCUCAUAAGUCAGGGAUACUUUAAAAGGCCUUCAAUCUAGUGUUAGGUCGUAUUGCUCAUAAGUCAGGGAUUCUCAACUAUUUGAAGCAACAUAAAGCCAAUAAUUGAGAAUUACGAAACAUGCAGUCACACAUUUUUGAGCAAUUUUAAAAUAAGAAGUUCGACGCUCUAAAAGUUGGACAAUCCCCAUUAGAGACACGUCCCACAGUUUUAAACUCUCGAUGACUCUCCAAGAUUGGGGGAGUUUAGGGCGAGGACGUCCACUUAGCUAUGGACCUCAAUUGUACUCGGUAACCCCGGUAUUUCAACCUCACAUAUUCCAUCACAUGUUUGUUUUCUAUCACUUACAGGGCCGUGACGUUCCCGGUGCUGGGCUCCUACGGCAGCGUCGUCACCGCCAGGAUAACGACCUGCCUCACCACCAUGCUCAGCGUCGAGAGGCUCGUGGCCGUCUACUUCCCCAUGAAGGCGAAGGUCAUGUGCGGCAGGGUGAUGACCACCACCUGCAUCAUCCUCAUCUACCUGGUGACCGCCAUCGUCUUCAUCCCGAUGGCGCUCAAGUACAACGGCUACUACAAGACGGUCAACAACCAGACGGUGUACACCAUGGGCACCAGCGAGCUGGGCCGGAACACCGUCUUUUACCUCGUCUACGGCAACGUCCUCAACGUCGUCUUCCGCCUUAUCCCCAUUCUCGUGCUCAUCCUCGUCAACAUCCUCAUCGCCUGCGCCAUCCGCCGGACGUGGUCGUUCCGGCGGUCCAUGUCCAACGGGGGCUCGGCCUCGUACGAACAGAACCGCAUCACGCUCAUGCUGCUGAUGGUGUCGCUCGUGUUCCUCAUCUGCAUCCUGCCCGGGGCCAUCCACAGCAUCGUCAACCAGAUCUACAAGCAGUACUCGCGGUUCGGCUCGCAGAGUAACAUUUACGACGUCUUCGGGAACAUCACGUAUUUUCUGGAGACGGUCAACUCGUCGGUGAACUUUGUCAUCUACAUGGCGUUCAGCACAAAGUUCUGCAGGACCUACAAGCAGAUCUUCUGCUGC
Molecule: messenger RNA, 6761 nt
Organism: Lymnaea stagnalis (great pond snail)
Lineage: Eukaryota; Metazoa; Mollusca; Gastropoda; Lymnaeidae
Source: the annotation of a GenBank genome assembly